GUCGACCAGCCCUCAGGCGGUGCGACAGCGGACAGCGCUCAGGCCCCGAGGCGGACGGCGGGCGCCGGACCCCAGUCAGGUGGAGCGGGCGCCCAGGUCUCCGCCCUCAGGCGGAGCGACAGGUCUCAGGCCCCCAGGCGGGAGCGUGCGGCACGGGCGCCGGACCCCCAGAUGGAGUCAACAGGUCUCGGGCCCUGGCAGGCGGAGCGGCGGGCGCCGGACCCCCAGGUGGAGCGACAGGCACGACAGUGGGCUCCGAGUCAACUGGGCAUGACCGCUGGCACUGGGUCAGACAUUGGAUCGUCUGGCUGGACAGCGGGCAUCGGGUCACCAGGCAUCAGGUCAUUUGGCUCGACCAGCGGGCACCACCGCGUCAUC
Molecule: messenger RNA, 378 nt
Organism: Staurois parvus
Lineage: Eukaryota; Metazoa; Chordata; Amphibia; Anura; Ranidae
Source: the annotation of a GenBank genome assembly